CUAGGCAGACAGUGUAGGCUAGGCAGUUUGGAAGCAUUUCGUUGUGGAGUAUCUUUAUUACUAUUUGAUUGUUUUGAUCAGUUACAUUUAUUUGUUUGGAAGUAGUGUGUUUGGAAAACAAAUAUAUUUUUGAAGUAUUGGCGGAAAAGGAUUGUAAAGAAGCAAGAUUAGAGGAUUUCUGAAUCUAGGUAAAAUGUAGCAGACUCUUAUACAGACUAAAAUUAUAAAAUUGAAAAUUGUCAUAAUAAAAUGGACAUUUCCAGUUCAUCUGUUGAUCAUGAGGCAGUAGAAAAAGUUGAUAGUAAUGAUAAACAACAGUCUCCAGAGCAAAAUAAUGAUAUUGAAAAUAAUCCAAAAAACAUAGAAUUAUCUCUUGAAAAACCUAAAAUUGAUUUUGUGUCUACAGUUCAAGAUGAAGAUGUUGUUCUUGGAGUUGAUGAACCUGGAAAAGAUUUUGAUGGAAAUAUUGAUGAAGAUGAACUUUUAAAAGAUACAGAUUUAGACGAAUGUCGAAAAGAUGAUACUAAUGCUCAAAACAUAAAACGUUCAGAAACAUCAAAUCAAUUGAAUGUGGAUAAUACAGAAGAAAAUAAUAUAGUUUCUAACAAAAACAUCAGUUCUCAGGAAUUUGAUCUGUCAUCUGAAUCCUCUAAAAAUAACCAAAUGAAACUAGUCUCCAAUGAGAAAGAAAGUACUGACUUGAAAACCAUUAGCUCUGAGAAUGCCCAAGAUAUAUCUGAUUCCAAUAAUAAAUUACUUGAAGUUAACAAGAAAAGUGAGGAAAAUUUAGCUAUAAAUAGUGUCCAGGUGAAUGAUACUGCAGAACAUAUAAGGUCUAGCGGGGCUGCUGAAGAUGAAAUUAAUAAUUCAGAUUGUAGCAAGUCCUGUGAUGGUAACUCAGUUCUAAAGAAUAAUGAAAACAAAUCAACUACAGAAUGUAGUACUGAAGAUUUAGGUCUUAACAUUGAUGAUUCUAUGGAAGCAACAAGAAUGACUGAAAAUAAUCAAAAUAAUUGUUCAAAUAGAACUGAUUCGCCAAUAAAUAACAGGAUAUCAGAUGAUAAAGAAAAUGACAACUGUAGAAAUAAAGAUAUGUCAGUUAAUAAAGAUUCUGUCACUAAUGAUAGAAAUGAAAACAAUGAAGAUAAUGGAACUAAGUUUUUGCAUGUUGAUCAGGAUAGUUCUCGUCCUGAUGAUACUUUUGAUAUGAUGGAAACUGGAGGUGAAGAUCCAUUUGCUCAAACAGUGGAUGAAGCAAUGGAAACUAAUGAAAGUGAUGAAAAGAAUGAAUAUAUCAACAAAACAGAGAAGUGUCAUACAGACAGUGAAGUAAUGGAUGUAGAGGACAUUUCAUCGACUCCUACAAUUGAAGAUACAACAUUAACAGAAAGUGAUGUUCAUAACUCAAAGUCAUCUGAUAUAAUUGAAAGUACACAAAGUAUUAAGCAAAAUGAAAUUUCCUCAGAAACUAAUGAUACAGUGGCAACAAAUAAAGUUGUUUCUCAAAUAGCUCAGAGAGAUGGAGUUACAAAUGACAGUGAAGAACGCGUAGAGACUGAAGGUACUUCUAAUAAAAAAGAAAAUACCCAGAUAAACAAGACUCAGGAUGGUGAAGUUUGCAUAGUGCCUGAUAAAGUUUCCAAAGAAAAUAACACUUCUAGUGAAGUGAAAGAUAUGUCUAAAACAGCCAAUGUCACACCAUCAAAAUUUGCAAGUAAUAAAUCAAGUAAAUCAAAACACAAAUCAAAAAAAGUGUCUUCAGAUGAAUCAAGUGAUAGUGAAUUGGAAAUAGGAGACACAAAAUCUGUUUCAAGACCAAAACGAAGUGCAGCCAAAAAAGCUGAGUCUCAAAUAAAGGUUUUAUCAGCAGUAGAACUGGAAGUGGAUCAAGAUGAGGCCAACAGCAAUGACAACGAGCCAGCUGAGUCUGCUGCCAGCAAUGGCUUUGAAAGCAAUGAUGUCCAAGAAAUUACAAGUAAAGGUACAGACACUGAACUGAAGUCUUGCUUCACUUGUAAAAAGAUUGGGCAAUGUAAAAUAAAUGUUCUUACUUUUGGUAAAAUCAAUUCAUUCUGUGAUAAUGAAUGCUUAACCAUAUUUCAAGAAGGACCUUGUGGGAAAAUUGUAGAAGGUUCAGAACUAGCAGCACCAACUACAGUUAUAAGGGAAGUUAGACCUGAGGCUCAGCUGAUUGACAGAACAGAGUUUGUUCGCAAGUGUUCCCAGUGUUCCUCAAUUGUUAAUGGUGAAGAUGAGAAAACUCUGUCAUGGGAAACAAUGGAUUUUUGCUCUGAGGAAUGUCUAGGGAAGUUUCAACAAGAGCUAGGUUCCCAUUGUGCCAACUGCAAGGGAAACGUCCAGCCAGCUAGUCUUGGAAAGUAUUGUGUUCGAUUUGGAUACGAAGUAAAACAGUUCUGCUGUUCCUCUUGCCUGGAAGAGUUCAAAAAAGGUUUGAAAGUUUGUAGUUUUUGUCAGAAGGACAUAUCUAGUGGUGCAGAAGGCUUUUUGGCUCCUGUUGGUGACAAAGGUACUUUUAAGGACUUCUGUACUCAGGCUUGCAUGGAGAAGUAUGAGCAGAUGAGCAGCAACCAGCCUCCACCUCCACAGGUCUACCCUUGUCAUGUUUGUGCAAACAACAAACUUGUUGAGGUGGAAGUGUUUUUCGAUUCUAAAGUGAAUAAACUAUGCAGUGAUAUUUGUUUUUCUGCAUACAAAUUUGCAAAUAAAUUAAAAGUUGAUAGAUGUGACAUGUGUAAAAAAUAUUUUGACAAGGAUGCUGCUGGAGAGAAAUUUAACAUUUUCUACGAUGGAGUUCCUCACAACUUUUGUUGUAAAACCUGUAUGAAUGUGUAUAUAUUAGCAAAGCGAAAAAUAGUUCCCUGCAAUUGGUGUAAGGUCAAAAAGUACAAUUUUGACAUGAUUAAACGGGUACAGAGUACUGGCCAAGUUUUGAUGAUGUGUUCCCUUAACUGCUUAACUCUUUAUCAAGUGUCAGUUAAUGCUGUAUCAUCAAGAAGGAUAAAAUGCGACAUGUGUAUGUCAGUAGCACAGGCUCAGUAUCACCUGACAAUGAGUGAUGCAACCAUAAGAAACUUCUGCACAUAUCCUUGUGUGAUGAACUUCCAACAGCAGUACAGCAAGUCACCUAUCACACUGCCAGGUGGCGAGACACCUCCCAUACCCACAGGUGGACCAGUGCCUGUGAUAUCUUCAGUGACUUCACUUGCAAAUGGCCAGCCAAUCAACACAGCCACUGCCACUACAUUAACAUCUAAGGGAACUGGUGGGAAGCUGAGCCUUAUGAUGAAAUUGUCAGAACCUCCAGUCUGCCACAACAAGAUGACACAGACUCGGCCCAUCAUGAACACCAAAAGUGUCUCAUGUCGACCUCAUUCUGCAUCUGUCGAAGUCCAGACUGAUGAUGAUCUUCAAAAACAAGUUCUGAUACCUAUUCCUGUGCCAAUCUAUGUACCUUGUCCUAUGGCAAUGUACAGCCUUCCAUUCCCUGUGCCAGUACCAUUUCCAGUUCCUGUACCUAUACCUAUGUUCCUCCCUACUACUAGAAAUUCCAUCAAAGGAAUAAUGAAGGAGAUAAAGCGCAUCCAGGAAAAAGUACCAGCAGAUCCAUUUGAAGCAGAGUUGCUGAUGAUGGCAGAAAUGGUGGCAGACGACAAGAAGGAUGUUGCAACCAGUUCUGACAGUGAGCCAGACAACAAUGAACCCACCGCAUCUGACACCAGGCCUAAUAGUGAUGGGGAAAGUGAGUUUAGUCCAGAAGCAAUGGAGUCCAGCAAUACCUUUGGUGAUGACAUAAUGCAGAUGGCACUGAAAAUGGCUACAGAGCUUGACGAACCACCAGCUGUAGAUUUGGAGUCACAAUUAGCACCAGCUACUAUUUUAAUACAUUUGUGUUAAGGUGAUGGGGAAGGUGAGUUUAGUCCAGAACCAAUGGAGUCCAGCAAUACCUUUGGCGAUGACAUAAUGCAGAUGGCACUGAAAAUGGCUACAGAGCUUGACGAACCACCAGCUGUAGAUUUGGAGACACAAUUAACACCAGCUACUAUUUUAAAUCAGCCUCCGACAGAUAAUAGUGAAGGUAAUACUGAGACUGCAAGAAGAAAUGGUACUACUGAAAAUAGAGGCAUCAAGAGACCAACAAGAUCGCCUCAAAAGAAAUCUGGGACACUAGAAACCAAGAAAAGAAAAGCAAAUCAUAAUUCUGAGGUACCAGUUCCACAACAGCCUCCUGUCAUUGACGAACCUAAGCCUGAUGCUAAUAUGAAACUAAAAUACACAUUUGGAAUAAAUGCAUGGAAAAGUUGGGUGUCACAGAAAAAUGCAGAAAUUGAAAAGCUGAGUAGCACAAACAAAAAAAUUAAACCUUUUAAAAGUGAUAUAUUACAGUUAACCGCUGAUGAAUUAAAUUAUUCUCUUUGUCUUUUCGUGAUGAAAGAGGUAAAGAAGCCAAAUGGAUCAGAGUAUGCACCAGAUACAAUAUACUACCUAUGCCUGGGAAUCCAGCAAUACCUCUUUGAGAAUGGCAGAAUAGACAACAUUUUUACUGACUCCUAUUAUGAACCAUUUACGGACUCGUUAGAUGAAGUAGCAAAGAAAUUUGCUGACAUUUUUAAUGACCAUCACUACAUAGUAACCAGAGUGGAAGAGGAGCAUUUAUGGGAAAGCAAACAACUGGGGGCUUACUCUCCACACACUCUACUGAGCACUCUCAUCUUCUUUAACACCAAACACUUCAAUUUAACGAAUGUAGAAGAACACCUGAUGCUGUCAUUUUCUCACAUCAUGAAGCAUUGGAAGAGGAACCCGAAUCAACAAGCCUCUGGUGGAGGGGGCAAGGCACCUGGCUCAAGAAAUGUUCUAUUACGCUUUUAUCCUCCCCAAGCUCUGUUAGAUGAUCCAAACUCAAAGAAGAAGAAAGUUUAUGAACAACAAGAGAAUGAGGAGAAUCCACUCAGGUGUCCAGUGAAAUUAUAUGAAUUUUAUCUGACAAAAUGCCCAGAAAGUGUCAGGACUCGAAGUGAUGUGUUCUACCUACAACCUGAACGGUCGUGUGUACCAGACAGUCCAGUUUGGUACUCUACCAUGGCUCUCAGCAAAGAACUGCUAGAGAAGAUGUUAAAUAGAGUAAAAAUGGUCAAAGAAAUCAACAUAGCUAUGCUUACUCCGUAAAUUCUCCACCAGAAAAUACCUUUGUCAAGAAAUAAGAAUAUGUUUGAUUCUAAAUCAAUCACAUGAACAUCCCAAUCAACCAGUUAAAGACAUUUUAUGCUUAAAAGGUUGAUUUUGGAAUAAAAGUGACGAGGUAUAAAUUAGUUGAUACCACCAAUGUAUAAUUUUUGUAUAUUUCAUGUGUAUUUAAAAUACCUGUAAGCAUAAAAAAUAUAUUAAUAUUACUUGGGACUUUGUAUUAUGUUUUACUAAUGUAUAAAUAUACAUGUAUUUAAGUAGUAAUUAUAGCACAUAAAUUCUUGUCCCUGUUAUAAAACUCCACCUAUGAAAUGAAUCCUCAGUUUUGUAUUUUUAUUCUUUUUUACUUGUAAGAAAAUGCUUUUACCAUUAUAAAUAAGUUUUAUAACAAAAUAAUUUUGAAUUUCUA
Messenger RNA from Homalodisca vitripennis (glassy-winged sharpshooter), 5614 nucleotides. RefSeq names its product zinc finger MYM-type protein 3-like. Gene Ontology annotation, molecular function: zinc ion binding. Lineage: Eukaryota; Metazoa; Arthropoda; Insecta; Hemiptera; Cicadellidae. The record is from RefSeq and is a predicted model, not a curated record.